This is a messenger RNA of Chrysoperla carnea, 1173 nucleotides long. RefSeq names its product mucin-2-like. NCBI's taxonomy places the organism in Eukaryota, Metazoa, Arthropoda, Insecta, Neuroptera, Chrysopidae. The record is from RefSeq and is a predicted model, not a curated record. Bases 1 to 1173 code for a protein of 390 amino acids. The transcript has 4 exons.
AUGUCAGUGCAAAAAUGCUGUCCUCAAUCUUCAACAUCAACUACAUCCAGACCCUUAGGUAUUACAGGAUGUGGAUGUUUUGCAGUAUCAUCAUGUUCAUAUUUGGUAGAUACAUCUGGAAACAGAGCUGUUCCUGGAAUACCUACUAUGACAUGUCCAUAUGGCAUGUUGUAUUGCUGCCCACAAGCACAGCCCACCACAACAACGACAACAACAACAACUGCUGCUCCUACAACAACUACUCCUGCUCCUACAACAACUACUCCUGCGCCUACAACAACUACAACAACAACUGAGGCUCCCACAACAACCACAACAACUGAAGCUCCUACAACUACAACUACAACAACAGCUGCUCCUGCUACAUUCCCUCCAGGCUGUGGUUGUUUCAAUAUACCAUCUUGUAAUACCUUGCCUGAUGGAAGUGGUGUUAUUGAUUUCAGGAUUGUCACACCCCGAAACUUAUUCCAACAGCAAUGUCCACCUGGAACAAUAUAUUGUUGUUUAGCUAGCCCAUCUCCCCCAACUGAAGCUCCCACAACAACUACAACUGUGGCUCCAACAACAACGACGACCGUAGCUCCCACAACGACUACAACUGCGGCUCCCACAACGACUACAACUGUAGCUCCCACAACGACGACGACCGUAGCUCCCACAACGACUACAACUGUAGCUCCUACAACGACAACGACUACAACUGUUGCUCCCACAACGACAACGACUACAACUGUUGCUCCCACAACGACAACGACUACAACUGUUGCUCCCACAACGACAACGACUACCACAGCAGCUCCUACUACAACAACGACUACAACUGUAGCUCCAACAACGACUACGACUACAACUGCAGCUCCCACUACGACAACGACUACAACCGUAGCUCCCACAACUACUACGACCGUACCUCCCACAACGACCACAACUGUAGCUCCAACAACAACUACGACUGUAGCUCCCACAACCACGACAACUACGGUGGCCCCUACAACGACAACAAUGCCAUCUACUACACAAUCAGCAUGUGGCUGUUUUAAUGUUUCUGACUGCCAGGCGUUAACUGAUGGGAGAGGACAAAUCGACUUACGGAUUGUAACACCGGUAAAUUAUUACCUUAAUUUAAUUUUGAUUUUGAUCUUAAAAUCUGACGAGCCACUGUAUAUUUCAUGA